Didymodactylos carnosus is the source of this 231-nucleotide messenger RNA. Lineage: Eukaryota; Metazoa; Rotifera; Eurotatoria; Philodinida; Philodinidae. The record is from the annotation of a GenBank genome assembly.
AUGCCACAGCGUAGCAGCCACGUGGCUUCAACGAAUCUUAGCGAUAAAGUGGCUGGCGAAAAAAAUUUUCGAAAUUUUUGGCAGAAAGUUGCUGGUAGAAAAACGUCAAAAAUUUUGCAAGAAAGUUCAAAAAAAUUUCCGGGAGGGCUGGCUCCCCCUGAUCGGGAACCCUGCUCCAAAGCAGCAGCAGUAUUUUUGGAAUCAGACAAGAAUAAGCCUGCUCUUUGCUGA